This is a messenger RNA of Fomitopsis serialis, 1317 nucleotides long. RefSeq lists its product as uncharacterized. Gene Ontology annotation, molecular function: nucleic acid binding. The transcript is spliced from 6 exons. The record is from RefSeq and is a predicted model, not a curated record. Lineage: Eukaryota; Fungi; Basidiomycota; Agaricomycetes; Polyporales; Fomitopsidaceae. Bases 1 to 1317 code for a protein of 438 amino acids.
AUGUCUUCUGCGUCCAGCAGUUCUUCUAAACCACCACAUAACCGACGAAGUCCCAAGGACGAGUCCAGCGACAGUGAAAACGACGACAGCAGCGAUGAGGACUCCAAACCCGCUUCCGGCGCAGAAGAGGAGGAUGAAGACGCCCCCGUGCUCUCCCACAAGGAGCAGCGCAGACAGAAAAAGAAAGAGCUCAAGGCUCUCCAGGCCGCCUCCGCCGCCACCCUCUCCGCGAAACAGAAGGGCAAGCAGCCCGUGAAGAACUCCGCGGAGCUCGCGCCGUCGAAGGUGCCCAAGCGGCAGAACUCCAUCUGGGUCGGCAACCUCGCGUUCAAGACGACGGCGGACGCGCUCAGGCGAUGGCGAGCGGGGGCCGGCGGGGGGUGGGGCGAGGAAGGAGAAUCGGGGGUUUGCGUACGUCGAUUUCGCGACCCGGACGCGAAGACCAUCGCUAUCACGCUCUCGGAGAACCCGCUAGACGGGCGACGGUUGUUAAUCAAGGAUGACCAGCCGCCACCACAGACUCCGGCGACGCAAGCACUGCGCCCACAAACCACAGCAACCUCUCCGGACACACCAAAACCGCACAAAGAUCCUGCGCGCCCAGAAGCAGCCCGCAGGGCCCACGCUAUUCCUGGGCAACCUGGCUUCGAGACGACGGGCAGUCCAUCCGCCGCUCUUCGACUCGCAUCGGCCGAAGCCCCUCCGCCACCACCACAAAUGCGGCGACGCGGAUGCAGAAGUAAACGCGACGUGGACACGGGCGAGAAGCCGUGGAUCCGCAAGGUCCGCCUGGGCACGUUCGAGGACAGCGGGAAGUGCAAGGGUGCGUGGGCGUUCGUCGACUUCACGAGCACGGAGCACGCGACGAGUGGGCUGGUCAACCAGAAGAACCACUUCCUGGACGGCCGGACGCUCGUCGUCGAGUACGCGUCGCCGGACGCCGUCCGGCGCGGCGGGAACAUCCCGCGCUCCAAGGAUCCCAACGACAAAAAUGGUUAUGCGAAAGCGAGGGAGCGCCAGGGAAAGAUGGGCCGCACACAUCAGAGAGACGACGCCUCGAGUCCGCAGCGGAAACGCAAAACCGGGGGAGAAGAAGACGCAGGCGCGGACGCCGAUGCCGAGCCAGAUGCUGACGGAGAAAAUGCAUCGCCUAAGCGGCGGCGGGUGGAAGAUGGGACACGGACGUCGGAGAGAGGCACCGCAGGGAAGGGCGGGAAGCCUCCUCGGGCGAGGCCAAAGCCUGGGGCGGCCCUCGCCCUGGCGAAACGAGAGACGGCGGCGAUCGUACCUGCCCAAGGUCGGAAGAUCGUUUUCUGA